This is a messenger RNA of Sabethes cyaneus, 1257 nucleotides long. Its product is annotated as alpha-tocopherol transfer protein-like. NCBI's taxonomy places the organism in Eukaryota, Metazoa, Arthropoda, Insecta, Diptera, Culicidae. The transcript has 4 exons. Gene Ontology annotation, cellular component: membrane. Bases 67 to 1005 code for a protein of 312 amino acids. Gene Ontology annotation, molecular function: phosphatidylinositol bisphosphate binding. The record is from RefSeq and is a predicted model, not a curated record.
CGUUUUGUGGUGAAUCGCGAAGUGGAAAAAGUUCUGAGUGGUGAAAUUUUGGGCAAAAAAAAAACAAUGUCUAUAAAACGCAACGAAAGAGAUUACCCUUACAUCGAUUUGGGCAAUGGAUACACCAUUUGUAUUCAAGCGGACGAGUACACCGAUCCGGUUCUGAAGGCGAAAGCGGCACGGGAACUGAACGAAACACCGGAAAAUGUGGAAAAAGCACUCCAGCAGUUGCGUGAGCUGCUGAAGACGGAAACGACGUUGUUUGUGCCAACCGAAAGUGAUGCUUUUCUGGUGAAGUUUCUGCGGCCGUGCCACUACGAUGCCCAGAAGGCAUUCCAGAUGAUUCAGUUUGCCUAUCGGAUGAAGACCCGCAGUCGGGAGUAUUACGAAAACACAUCGACCCCGUCCUCGGUGCGGCAUGUGUUCGACCAGGGAAUGGUCUGGUUCAUGCCCGAUCGGGACGCCGAUGGAGCCGCCCUGUGUGUGAUAGAAGUUGGAAAAAAAUGGGACACGAGCAAGGUGUCGAUAGUCGAACUGAUCGCCGCCAUUCGGAUAUGCGUCGAGGCGUCCCUGCUGGAUCCGGAAACGCAGCUGCACGGUAUCAAGGUCAUCUUCGACACCGAAGGCCUCUCGAUGUCGCAAAUCGCUCAGAACAGCCCCCGGCAUGCCGGUAUGAUUCUCGACUGGGUACAGAAGGCGUGCCCCUUCCGGUUGCGCAGCAUCCACGUCGUGAACAAUUCGAUGAUCUUUAACAUACUGUUUGCCAUUUUUAAACCAUUCAUCUCGAAGGAACUACGCGAAAAGAUAUUUUUCCACAACAAGGAGUGGAACUCACUUACCAAGAUGAUCAAUCCGGCUUGCUUGCGGCCUAAGUACGGCGGAACACUUGGCGCACCGGAGUACGAAGGCCGCCUGCUCGGAGAUUUCCUGCAGCUGUACGACAAAUAUUUUGAUUCUCUAGACAUGUACGGCUACGAAGAAUGUACUAAGCGGAGGUCAAAGUGAGCCAAGCCAAGCCAAGCUGUCAUAAACGGUGCGGAUCUGUGCAGCAGCGCCUACUUCGACGCCCAUCCAUCCAGUGACCCUCGCGCAAUGUCGCCGUCGACGUGCUGCGGGCGAAGAAUGGUUCAGUUCAAACAAACGGCCUUACCAGCUGUUUGUUUAGUAUGUGUGUUGAAAAAAUAGUGAUUUAAUAUGUACAUUAAUAUAUAUCGAAACUUGUUCUUAGGUUGGUUUAGUCAGGCAUUACAUAUAGUU